Molecule: messenger RNA, 1407 nt
Organism: Salvia splendens (bonfire salvia)
Lineage: Eukaryota; Viridiplantae; Streptophyta; Magnoliopsida; Lamiales; Lamiaceae
Product: protein FAR-RED ELONGATED HYPOCOTYL 3-like
Exons: 7
Coding region: 1-1407 (468 amino acids)
Molecular function (GO): zinc ion binding
Source: RefSeq, a predicted model, not a curated record
AUGGAGAUGUCUGACGAAGCUCAAGAUACAGUUACCCCAGAUUGCAAACUCGAGCUGAAACCUUACGUUGGUCAGACUAUUGUAUGCAACAGGCAAGAUGAAAAGUGGGAUGUCGACGAAGAGGGUAGUUCUACCAAACGUAGACGUCGUUCUAGCAGAUGUCAUUGCAAUGCCAAACUUACGUUGAAGUAUUCAAUCGAUUCCGGCAGUCCUCGCUAUGUUGUUAGCAACUUUGUAGAACUAGACAAUCACGAGAUGGUCGAUAAAAAGCAUGAGUUCCUGGGUGACUAUGAUUCUGUUGGUUGCACCGUUACUGACAUACGGAAUGGCAAGCGUGACAUAUUGCAAGAAAUGAAAGGCGCUGAUGUCCAAAUGAUUUUAAAUCAAAUGGAGGAGAAGAAGAACACCUGUGAUGGUUUCCAUUACGAAUUCCAGCAAGGUAGUAAUGGGAAGUUACUUAGUCUUUUUUGGUGUGACGCUGUGUUGCGAAAUAACUACAAGAUGUUCGGUAACAUUGUAUCCUUUGAUACUACGUACUCAACAAACAGGUAUUGCAUGGUGUUUGGGCCAUUCACUGGAAAAGAAAACCCCAGAUGCCCUGUUACGUUUGGCGUCGGCUUCGUGUCAAAUGAGGGCGCUGACUCAUUCUCUUGGUUGCUCAGUGAGUUUGUCGAAUGUAUGGGUUUCACGCCUAAGUUGAUAAUAACCGACCAGGAUUGGGGGAUGAAACUUGCUAUAGAACAGUUGUUAUUUGAGAAACACGUAGCGGCUAUGCAUACAGAUCGCAUCUUUCAGCAAGUUCAAGAUGAGAUCGUCGAGGCUCAUCGACAUUGCAGAAUGUCUCACUUUGAGAUAGAGGACAAUACUGAUAUUUACACAAUAGUGGACAACCAUCGGAACAAAGGUGUCGUCCGUCAUGAAGUUGGCACCGAAUCGUACCACUGCGAUUGCAAGUUGUUUCUGCGGCGUGGAAUAUCAUGUUGCCACAUUUUCUGGUUGUUCAAAAACCAUGACAUGAAAGAAAUACCAGAAACAUAUCUUGGUACAAGGUGGCUGAAGACGUCUUUGUUGAAAUCAGUAUACAAUGAUCCUAGUGAGGAGGCAUCAUCAUCUUCAGCUUCACACGUGGAUGAUAAACAUGUUGUAGCAACCAAACUACAUUCAUUAUACUUUCAUCUAUUUCAACGAGCACAGAGCAAUGGCGAGGACAUUUAUGCAUUAUUCGACGGAAUGGAAGAGCUAAGUCAAAAACUCUUCGGGGAUACAGUACCUUCAGUGUCUUCCAUGAGUAAAGAACAAAGGAUUGAGAAUCUGUACGGGUCAGCUCGACCGAGUGUUGUUAGCGUGAACCCUCCCAAUGUAGUCAGUACAAAGGGAUCAUGCAGCAGGUCUGGAAGAAGAAAUUGA